AUGGGAGGGGACUUCAACGAGAUUAUUCAUCCGUCGGAGAAGAAGGAAGGUCAAAGACGGGCAAGAGUACAUAUGAAAGAUUUCCAAAGGUGUCUUCAAGAUGCAGACUUGUGGGAUAUUCGGUCCAAGGAUGGUUGGUUCACUUGGGUGAGUGGAACUCGAGCUCAUACCUUUGUGCAAGAACGCAUUGACAGGGUGGUGGCCAAUAAUGAUUGGCAUCUUAUGUUUCCCGGAUGCUCAGUCUCGACGAUCCCGACCGCUUCUUCAGACCACUAUGCUCUUCUCCUUAGCUUGGAGAGCCUUGCUUCUAGUCGUCCUCACAGAGUAUAUUAUUUCAAAUUUGACGUAUGUUGGGCAAGUGAAGAACAAUGUCGAAACAUUGUUUGA
Messenger RNA from Hibiscus syriacus, 387 nucleotides. RefSeq lists its product as uncharacterized. The coding region runs from base 1 to 387 and encodes 128 amino acids. Lineage: Eukaryota; Viridiplantae; Streptophyta; Magnoliopsida; Malvales; Malvaceae. The record is from RefSeq and is a predicted model, not a curated record. The transcript has a single exon.